Megalopta genalis is the source of this 3775-nucleotide messenger RNA. RefSeq names its product topoisomerase 3-alpha (gene Top3alpha). Gene Ontology annotation, cellular component: nucleus; chromosome; RecQ family helicase-topoisomerase III complex. Lineage: Eukaryota; Metazoa; Arthropoda; Insecta; Hymenoptera; Halictidae. Gene Ontology annotation, biological process: DNA recombination; DNA repair; DNA topological change. The record is from RefSeq and is a predicted model, not a curated record. Gene Ontology annotation, molecular function: DNA binding; zinc ion binding; DNA topoisomerase type I (single strand cut, ATP-independent) activity.
CAUUGUUAUCUCGCGUUGGCAUAACGGUUAUGGAAAUUCCGUGUGUGGAAAAUCAAAUUCGUCAUACCGUGUAAACUAAUAACAUCGUUUCCUUCGGAUUACGAGGCUGCGGAAGUGCCGUUACCUACGCAACACCGUGAAGUUAUUAAUUCUAAUCGUGUACUGUAGAUAAUGAAAAAUAAGAACGGUUAAACCGAUUUGCGAGAAAAUGUGAAAACACACCAAAAAGAAUCAAAACUUACCAAAACUUACCAAAAAGAGAAUCAAAGGAGAAGCUCGAGAUGAUCGCGUCUGGUAUUCAUUGUAACUGCUACUUCCUACACUUGCCAGCAGAUGACCACUUGGUCGAUAACUUUCCCGCGACUACUUUGAUCCGGAUCCACUGCGGAUUGGAUGCAUAGUGAAAUGGAACUUCGAAGAAGUUUUCAAACCAUGGUAGUGUUCGAACAGUUGAAGGUUAUAAACCUUACAACUUACGGCUAAUGUUAAAACUUUAUAAAUCGAUGCCGUAUCUUUUUCUGGCAAGAUAUAUCGGAUCUAAAACGACGAUGAAAGUCCUUAACGUUGCAGAGAAAAAUGAUGCUGCAAAAAAUAUCGCCAGUUACUUGUCUCGUGGUAACUCUAGACGUAGAGAAGGGUUGUCUCCCUACAAUAAAAUUUAUGAAUUCAAUUCCAAUGUAUGGGGCCAAAAUUGUGAUAUGAUUAUGACUUCUGUGUCGGGCCACUUGUUGAAUUAUGCAUUUACAGGAGCAUAUCGUAAGUGGGAGGGUUGUCAUCCUCUAAGUUUAUUCGAUGCACCUGUCACAAAGCAAUGCAUAGAAGAAAGUUACAUAAAAAUUAAACAAACUCUAGAAAGGGAAGCGAAAAAGUGCAGUGCAUUAAUUAUUUGGACAGAUUGUGAUCGUGAAGGAGAGAAUAUUGGGUUUGAAAUUAUUCAAGUCUGUCGAGCAGUUAAAGCUAAUAUACGUGUAUAUAGAGCAAAGUUUUCUGAAAUCACACAAGUAUCUGUAAGCAGAGCGCUACAAAAUCUGUGUGAGCCAGAUGAAGCGGUCAGCAAUGCUGUUGAUGUCCGUAGUGAACUGGACCUGAGAAUAGGUGCUGCAUUUACUAGAUUUCAAACGAUGAGACUCCAAAAAGUAUUUCCCAGAAAUCUUGCUGAUAUGCUUAUCAGUUAUGGCAGUUGUCAGUUCCCAACUUUAGGAUUUGUAGUUGAAAGAUAUUUAGCUAUAGAAAGGUUCAAAUCAGAGCCAUAUUGGAAGAUAAAAGUGAUGGAUACUCGUGAUGAGAUUUCAGUGGAAUUCAGAUGGGUGAGAGGGAGAUUGUUUGAAAAAUUACCGUGCGAAAUUCUGCUGGAAACAUGUUUAGAAGAACCCAACGCCACGGUAGAAAAAGUAACAAGUAAGCCUAAGAGCAAGUGGAGACCACUACCAUUGGACACAGUUGAACUCGAGAAACAAGGAUCUAGAAAACUUCACUUAAGUGCUAAAGAAACUAUGAAAAUAGCAGAAAAAUUAUACAGUCAAGGUUUAAUUAGUUAUCCACGUACAGAAACGAAUAUAUUUCCAAAGGAAUUGAAUCUUGUGCCUUUAGUAAAUCAGCAAACUGAUAGUUCUGCUUGGGGUAGUUUCGCACAGCAAUUACUUCAGGAAGGAUUAAAUCCUCGACAAGGGAAGAAAAGUGAUCAAGCCCAUCCUCCCAUACAUCCGAUAAAAUUCAAAAAUGAUUUACAAGGUAAUGAAGCAAAAGUUUACGAAUUCGUGGUCCGACAUUUUUUGGCUUGUUUAUCUAAGAACGCAAUAGGACAAGAAACAACAGUAGAAAUUGAUAUAGCAGGCGAAAAGUUUGUUGCCAAUGGUUUACAAAUUACUGAACGAAAUUAUUUGAAUGUAUAUAUAUAUGAAAGGUGGAGCGACAAAGAAAUUCUUGUAUACCAAGAAGGACAGAUUUUUAGACCUACCAGUAUUAACAUGGUACAAGAAGAAACGUCUCCGCCGCAAUUAUUAACUGAAGCCGACUUGAUUACUUUAAUGGACAAAUUUGGUAUUGGUACAGAUGCUACACAUGCUGAACAUAUAGAUACAAUAAAAGCACGUCAAUAUGUAGGUUUGAUAGAUGGAAAACAUUUAAUGCCUGGAAAACUUGGAAUCGGAUUAGUGAUGGGAUAUGACAACAUGGGAUUCCAAAUGUCAAAACCACACUUGAGAGCCGAUUUAGAGAAGAAUCUUAAGUUAAUAUGUGAACAACAAAAGAACCCAAACGAUAUCUUACAAAGUCAAAUAAAUAAAUAUCGUGAUGUGUUUAAAAUAGCAUUGGAACGUGCGAAUUUAAUUGAUAGUGCUUUGGCUGAUUAUCUCGGGGAACAACCAAUCGGAAUUCAAGACGCACAAAUUAUUAAUCCACGUGAAGAUAUUGUUAUCUUCAAAUGUCCGAAAUGUAGUUCAAAUAUGACUCUCAAGGAUAGAAAACAAGGCAAUGGAAAAUAUAUUGGCUGUAUGGGAUUCCCAACUUGUAACAAUGUCAUAUGGUUUCCCUCAAAUGUAGAAUCUGUCGAAGUACUGGAUGACGUUUGUUCACAAUGCGCCGGAAAUAUGCGUAAGUUAAAAUUCAAGUUGACUAGAAAUGCUUUUCCACUUUUUGGUACUACGUACACAACUUGCAUCGGUGGCUGUGAUUCUUCAUUUAAUGAAAUAAUGAAUAUUAAAGAUGAGAACGUUAUGCAUGUUAGGCAAACAACAAACGAUAGUGGUUACAGUAGUACAUUCAGUGGAUCAAGAUCAUCCGUUGUUACCAAUCAACUUUCAGUAAGAAACAGUGGAGCUCAACAAUCUCGGGUUCAAAAUAGAGUAAAUUUAUCUGAAAAUAACACGUCUGUAGGGUUCGUUAGAUCUCAAAACAAUAUUAAUCAACGCAAUACUGAUAGAUCAAGAGACAAUAAUCGAAAUUCUAAGAAACGACAGGACUCGAAGAAGAAAGAUACAUGGAUCGACACAAAGCCCUUCAAUUCUUCGAGCAACAACUUUAAACAACCAGGAAUGGAGCAAGAUAAAAAAUGGUGUAAUACUGAUAAUAAUUCUGAUAUUGUGUGUCGUUGCCAUGAGAACGCGAUUCAAUUAACUGUAAGGAAAGAAGGGCCGAAUCAAGGAAGAUUAUUCUAUACAUGCGCCAAACCAAAAGGUACGGGUUGUGAUUUUUUUCUGUGGGCGGCAGACGAUGCGCAACAAAUGCAAAAUAAUUCAAAUGAAAGCACAAGCCACGUGACAGCUACAAAUAUUAAUACUAGACCAAGCACUUCCAGUUCAUGGGGAGGAAAUGAUACCUCUGGAUCGAACAGUCUUAAAUGUCACUGUAAUCAAUUAGCAAAAGAACGAACUGUUCAAAAAGACGGUCCCAACAAAGGACGACUAUUUUAUUCGUGUCCAAAACCAAUGAACGAAUCUUGCAAAUUCUUCCAAUGGUCAGACGAAACUGUUCAAAAUAAUAAUACUUCUUUCGUGGAACGAAAUAACAAACCGUCUAGAAGUAGAGGACAUGAAAAUACACAAAGGAAACCACGAGCUACCGGUGGCAAGAGAAAAUGCGGCGUUUGCGGAAUGGAAGGGCAUACAAGGAAAACUUGUCCAGAAAAUGCUAUGGAUUAAACUACUGAUACAAUGUAUCGAUAAUAUUGUAUUGUGCAAUCUUUCGAUUUUGCACUGAAGUUCCGUUUUUUUAUUCUGGAUUAUAAAUAUUUAAAACAGAGCCCUGAAAUAAACCAUUUUUUAGUUCCUUAAACACA